Tetranychus urticae (two-spotted spider mite) is the source of this 1131-nucleotide messenger RNA. Its product is annotated as cathepsin K. Gene Ontology annotation, biological process: proteolysis. Gene Ontology annotation, molecular function: cysteine-type peptidase activity. Lineage: Eukaryota; Metazoa; Arthropoda; Arachnida; Trombidiformes; Tetranychidae. The record is from RefSeq and is a predicted model, not a curated record.
UAAAUAUCGUUGCAAAUCAUGUUACAGUAGGCUUGUGAACGUUAAAGUAUUGAACCAUUUAUUGUCAAAAAUGUAUCAGUUUUUAGUUAUUGUAACUCUUUUCACUUUUGCAACAUCAAGUGUUAUUUUGGCCGACAAGGAAUGGACACUGUUUAAGGCAACUUAUGGCAAAAAUUAUCCCAGUCUAGAGGAAGAAAAUUAUCGAAAGAAUAUUUUCAAUGAAAAUUUGAAGAAAAUAAAACUUCACAAUGAAAAGGCCAUGCGAGGUGAACACAGCUUUCAAUUAGGAAUCACAAAGUUUGCUGAUUUGACAAUCGAUGAAAUGGAAAUGCCUGAGCUAGAAGUUGAACCACAACCAAUAGAUUUUAAAUUUCAUCAUAAAUCGUAUUUUAAAGCUCCAGAAUCAGUUGAUUGGAGAUCAAAAGGUAUCUUGACUGGAGUUAAAAAUCAAGGUAAAUGUCCAUCUUGUUGGGCAUUCACUGGUGCAGCAACCAUCGAAGCAGCCUAUGCUAAAGCAAAGGGUGUACUGGUUAAUCUUUCAGUACAAGAUAUAUUGGACUGUGCUCCUAAAUCCAAAGGCUGUACUCCAGGAUAUGUAAGUACUGGUUAUCAAUAUGCAAUGAGUAAAGGAUUACGUCUAGACGAGUGCUACCCAUACGAAUCACAUGAUGACAGUUUUGGUCAAAAGGCUUGUAAAGUCAACUCUGGAUGUGGCAGAAUUAAAAUAAAAGAUUUUGUAUUCAUUCCAAAGGGCAACGAGAAUGCCCUUCGUGAUGCUGUUGCUGAGCAUGUUGUCGCUGGAUAUAUUUACGCAAGUCUGCACGAUUUCAAGUUUUACAAAGGAGGAAUUUAUAGUAAUCCUGAUUGCCGUAAGGAUAAAAUUACACACUUGGUUCCAAUAGUUGGCUAUGGAACUGAAAACGGAACUCCUUAUUGGAUCAUCAAGAACAGUUGGGGUGAACAUUGGGGUGAAAAUGGUUACGGACGAAUAUUGAGAGGAAACAAUACUUGUGGCAUUGCUUUGUAUAGCUCAAGUUACCCAAGAAUCUGAUGCUCUCUUUAAAAUAAUAAAAUGUCAAUCAAAUACUAAUUCAUAUUUUUGUCAAUAAAAUGAGAUCAAACAAUCACCAA